Messenger RNA from Calypte anna (Anna's hummingbird), 2664 nucleotides. Its product is annotated as SNF-related serine/threonine-protein kinase-like. The transcript is spliced from 6 exons. Gene Ontology annotation, biological process: microtubule cytoskeleton organization; intracellular signal transduction; protein phosphorylation. The record is from RefSeq and is a predicted model, not a curated record. Gene Ontology annotation, cellular component: cytoplasm. Lineage: Eukaryota; Metazoa; Chordata; Aves; Apodiformes; Trochilidae. Gene Ontology annotation, molecular function: protein serine/threonine kinase activity; ATP binding; tau-protein kinase activity. Bases 119 to 1990 code for a protein of 623 amino acids.
GACGUCAUCGAGCGGUGGCGCGCGGGCAGCCGCAGCCCCGGCUCCGCUCCCCCACCCGCUGGAUGCCGGUGCCCCCUGAGGCCGCCAUGGCGGGGGCUCAGGGCUGUGGCGAGGGCAGAUGGCGGGGCUGUACGACCUGGAGCGCACGCUGGGCAAGGGGCACUUUGCGGUGGUGAAGCUGGCCCGGCACGUGUUCACCGGGCAGCGUGUGGCCGUCAAGGUGAUCGACAAGAGCAAGCUGGCGGGGGAGGCGGCGGGGCAGCUCCUGCAGGAGGUGCGCUGCAUGAAGCUGGUGCAGCACCCCAACGUGGUGCGGCUCUACGAGGUCAUCGACACCCACGCCAAGCUCUACCUCAUCCUGGAGCUGGGCGACGGCGGGGACAUGUUCGACCACAUCAUGAGGCACGAGGGCGGGCUGGCCGAGGCCAGGGCCAAGCACUACUUCGCCCAGAUCGUCCACGCCAUCUCCUACUGCCACAAGCUCCACGUGGUGCACCGCGACCUCAAGCCCGAGAACGUCGUCUUCUUCCAGGAGCAGGGGGUGGUCAAGCUGACCGACUUCGGCUUCAGCAACCUCUUCCAGCCUGGCAAGAUGCUCACCACCAGCUGUGGCUCCCUGGCCUACUCGGCGCCCGAGAUCCUCCUGGGGGAUGAGUACGAUGCCCCGGCUGUCGACAUCUGGAGCCUGGGGGUCAUCCUCUACAUGCUGGUGUGUGGCCACCCCCCCUUCCAGGAGGCCAAUGACAGUGAGACCCUCACCAUGAUCAUGGACUGUCGCUACACUGUGCCCCCACACGUCUCGGCACAGUGCGCUGAUCUCAUCUCCAGGAUGCUGCAGAGGGACCCGAAGCAACGAGCGUCCCUGGAGGAGAUCGAGGGCCACGCGUGGCUGCAGGGCGUGGACCCCUCCCCUGCCAGCCGCUGCCUGCUGCCCCUCACCUCUCACAAGCGGGUUUCCCAGGAGGAGCACGAGAUCAUCCUCCAGGCCAUGACCUGCGGGAACAUCGCGGAUCGGGACACCAUCCAGGAGGCGCUGGAGGCUGAUCGCUACAACCACGUCACGGCCACCUAUUUCCUGCUGGCAGAGAGGAUGCUGCGGGAGAAGCAGGAGAAGCAGGGCCACUGCCUCAGCCUGGUUUACAACCUGGCCAAGGAGGUGCAGAGCAGGACCAACUUACCAGACACCUUCGGGCCUGCAGGCAGUGCUGGUGCCAUCUCACCCUUCUCAGAGGUGUCAGGCAGCCUCUCCACAGGGUCCCGGCUGUCCCCCCUGCCCACCGGAGGGGACAUCGGUGGCCGUCAACCCCCGAGGACCCUGCUGAAGGUCCCCGCUGUUGACACCACCAUCACCAAGAGCACCCCGGCCCUGAAGCAGAUCUGUGAGGAGGAAGAGGAGGAGGAGGAGGCAGAGGAGGGGAGGCCCAGCACCAUGGAGAGGAAGAGCAGCUCACUGAACCAGGAGCAGAUGCGGGCCUUCCUGCAUGGCCGCCGCUGCGGCGAGACCUGGGGGCCGGGGGGCAGCCCGGGCUGGGAGGGGGAUGAGCCGGGCUGGCGUCCCCCAGCAAUGCGGGGGGACAGAACCGACCCCCCCAGGAGGGAGGAGGACACAGAGGCUGGGGGCUCCUUGGCAGAGCCCCCUGAGGACAGGGAAGCUGCUGUCGCACUGCAGAGCGGCUCCGUUGGGGUCCUGCGGGUGCAGGGGGCAGAGAUGGCUCCUGCCACCCUCCCGAGCCCCACAGACAAAUGCCCAGAGCAGGGGGCAUCUACCAGCCCCUCCCAGCAGUCAGGGGAGAGCUUGGGCCCGGCAGGCACCGAGGGGGGCGUGGAGAAAGUGAUCAAGUUGGACCCCAACAGGGGCAAGGGGGGCAGCCUGCGGGACAGGCUCCUGCAGUUCCCCCUCUGUGAGAAAGCCCUGGCAUUCAAACUCCAGCCCGGAUCCAAGGAGAGUCUCCUGUCCCUGGGGCAGUUCAACUGCUGCCAUGUCAUUUAAUCCCCUGGCUGUGGUCCUGGCCCCACUGUGGGGUCCCAGGGGGUGCUGCUCCCCUGCCGUGGGGCAGCGUGGAGUUGGGUCCCCUGCUUUGUCACCCACGGUGCCGCCCAACUUGCACCCACCCAGGGCACCUUCUGUGGCUGCCCCAGGUUGGGUCCAUCCACGGACGGGCCACAAAAUGUCCCCAAACCUCUGGGGCAGCUUCGGAGCCCUACCAGGGUUGGAUGGAGCACGACACUUUUGUUUUUUUUUUUUAACUACUAGAACUAAUUUUUUUAAAUAGUCUAUUUUAAUGUAAUUAAAUAGAGAUGGCUAUAUCCCCUCAACCCCUCCUGCAGCUCGCCCAGGGCCAGGCCCUCCUACCCCACAGUGGCCCUGGGGCUACCAGGUGCCUGCCUGCAGCCCCCCACUAUCCAUCCAUCCCCCCCCCAGGCUUGGGGCCAGGCACAGCCCUACCCGUGACUGCGCGUGACCCGAGCCCAUCCCUUGGGCCUCCCCCACAAAUAAGCUUCCUAUUUAUUAUCUCUUUGUUUUCUUGCUGGCAAGAAAUGAAGGACGACCGUGGCGUGGGCCGGAGCUCAGCCCGAGCCGUGCGGCCCACCCGGGGAAGGGAUGAGAGCCACUGGCAAGCAAAGCUCAUCAGGCCAAUAAAAUAACCUCGUGGGUUGCCCUGG